UGUCUUACACCCUAUCGUCCGAUUUAAGUCACCACGACGUCGUAUUACCCCUGCUAUACACCGUCGCCGGAAUCUUUAUACUCUACUAUACCUCCAUGCUUCACCACUAGUACACCCCGCUUUACCACUUGUACCUUCAUGGCGGUCCACCACCACCUACUUUUCCUCCUUUCCUUGCUCAUUCUCCCUCUCUCCACCACCAGCAACCACCACCGGACUCUCCUCCAAAACGGCAACGUUUCAUGUCCACUAAACUUUCAACUAAUCCGCCGCCUCGUCGGCUCCAACCGCCCUAACCUCGACAUUCCAAGCGCCUGCCGCUACGCUCAACAAGGUCUCCAGCUAGUAGAAUCCGACUACCUCCGCCGUACAAACUCCUUCGUCCCGCCGUUGACCACCGCAGAGCCAUGCUGGCGUGACUACCAAACCCUAGCCGAAGACUUCUACCCUAACUUCGACCUCCGUCGCAAUUGUGGCUUCAAUACAAGCUGGAUCGCCGUUCCAGGUUGCAUGAACAUAACUAACCGUCAACAAUUCGAACAAAUUGUUAACGGAUCGUUGCUUGCUCCGGUACUUACGGCGUGUAAUCAGUCACUUUCUGGCUCCUCUUGCACGUCGUGCACUGUCGCGCUUUCGAAUCUUCAAGCGUCGUAUUUGAAUGGAGAUUCCGUCGGAAACCUAACGAACUGCCGUGCGUAUCCGUUUAUUUACGCCGCGGCUUUCGUUAACUCUCUCGGUCCUACCGAUAGAGAUACGUCUGUCUGUUUGUUUUCGCUUGAUAUCGAUUUCGCUAAGUCGAAAAACAAGUACAAAACGAUUGUUAUUGUUAUCGUUAUCGUUGCAGUUAUUGUUGCAGUUGUUGUAUCCUCAUUUUUGGUUGGAUUUUGGUACUAUAGGAGGAAAAAGGUUGAGAGAUUGAAUCGAGUUAGAAGAAAUAGAGAUAGAAUACCAGAAACUAGUACUGUCUCUGCUUUGGAUUCGAUUAGCGGAAGCACAACGUUGAUUAAGUUCAGUAUCGAUGAUAUUAAAGAGGCUACUAGAAAUUUCGCCAGAGAGAAUAUAAUUGGGACAGGAGGUUAUGGAAAUGUGUACAAAGGUGUGUUAGUUGAUGAUUCUGAAGUUGCGUUGAAACGGUUUAAAAACUGUUCAGCUGCGGGUGAUGCGAGUUUUACUCAUGAAGUUGAAGUGAUCGCUAGUGUUCGCCAUGUGAAUCUUGUGGCUUUGAGAGGAUACUGCAUAGCUACCACACGGUUUGAAGGGUAUCAAAGGAUUAUUGUUACGGAUUUGGUUAAGAAUGGGAGUUUGUAUGAUCAUUUGUUUGGGAAUCAAUCGGGUCGGAGUAACCUAAGUUGGCCGAUUCGUAGGAAAAUCGCGUUGGGUAUGGCUCGAGGGUUGGCUUAUUUGCACCUGGGAGCCCAGCCCGCGAUCAUUCAUAGAGAUAUAAAAGCUAGUAACAUUCUUUUAGAUGAAAAUUUCGAGGCUAAGGUUGCUGAUUUUGGGCUGGCUAAGUUCGCACCUGAGGGUGCGACACAUUUGAGUACUCGGGUAGCUGGUACUAUGGGCUAUGUUGCCCCGGAGUACGCGUUAUACGGUCAAUUGACAGAAAGAAGUGAUGUUUAUAGUUUUGGAGUUGUGUUGUUGGAACUUUUAAGUGGGAAAAAGGCUCUGUUAUCGGUUGGGGAUGAUCAACCGGUUCUUUUAGCCGAUUGGGCGUGGUCAAUGGUCCGAAACGGUACACCUUUAGAAGUUAUUGAUUCUGGUAUGGCGGAGUGUGGUCCACCCGAGACCAUGGAGAAGUAUGUGUUGGUGGCGGUUCUUUCUUCUCACCCGCAGUUAUACGCUCGGCCUACAAUGGAUCAAGUUUUGAAAAUGUUAGAUACGGAUUUAGCGGUUCCUUCGAUACCAGAAAGACCAAUACCGCUUGUAGCGGGAAUCGAGGAUAUUGAGAGAUCCAUUAGUGAAAGCGGGUCGGGUCACUUGUCUACUCCUAGAGGGUAUCAGGCGUAUGCAAUUGAGAUGGAUGGGCGGUCAGCCUCCAACGAGGAGGUAGUGGAGGAGGAAGAGGAAGAGGAGGAUGAGAAAGCCCGUCUUUCGGGUGGAAGAUAACACCCGAAGGACCUACGUUUUUUCGUGUUUUCAAUCUUUUUUUUUUCCUUUUGGUGAGUUGAAUCUUACACUUGUAUAUUAUGAGGUACAUUAGGAUUCCUUGGGCUAUUCAGUUCUUGCAUUGAUUUCCACUUUGGUUUAAUUGUAAAAUUGAGAGGGAACAUGUCAAAUUUUUGACCAUCAAAUAUAUAGGUUUUUUUACCAACAA
Helianthus annuus (common sunflower) is the source of this 2314-nucleotide messenger RNA. Its product is annotated as probable LRR receptor-like serine/threonine-protein kinase RKF3. NCBI's taxonomy places the organism in Eukaryota, Viridiplantae, Streptophyta, Magnoliopsida, Asterales, Asteraceae. The record is from RefSeq and is a predicted model, not a curated record. Gene Ontology annotation, molecular function: protein kinase activity; ATP binding. Gene Ontology annotation, biological process: protein phosphorylation. The transcript has a single exon. The coding region runs from base 139 to 2106 and encodes 655 amino acids.